AUGGACGCAGUAAAGAGGCAGCUGGCAGAGGAGUCGCUAGCUACUUGGGAGUCACAGACAGCUCCAGGGGUGUCCUGCUGCUGGGCUCACACGGGCAGCCUGGCCCCUACUCAGUGUCGUCCUCAGGCUCCUGGGAAUAGUCUUCGGCUCUCGGGAGGGGCUGGCCCAGCUCCGUCUGCCCCAGGUGUUGCAAAUACUAACGGAGCACCCACGGACCAACCACACAGACAGAAAACGGCGACAGCCCCUGGCCCGUGGGGCUCACAGCGCGCUGCCCAGCUUCCCAUCUGGAAGGAAUCGCAGAUUCCUCCCGUGCUAAGUCAACUCUUAGUCAGCUCUUCUGAGCACUGCCGUCCCAAAGGGAAAUCGCUUCUUAGACACAGAACAAGAAGAACCGUUCGACUGCUUCUUAUAAAUACAGAUAAAAAGAACAGAGAGCUCCGGGCAGGAGCGCAAGCUCACACUCACACGCAUACUCACACGCGGACGCAAGAAAUCAAGGGACAGAGGACAGGGGCUCCUGGCGGCCUCUCCGAGGCAGGUGUGUUUCCAGUCCUGCGAGCAGCCAGAGGGGCGACGGGUUGUCAGCGCCGAGGGGAAGAAAACGCCCAGCCAGAACGCGGAGUGGGAGCCAAGCUCUGCAGCCCGGAGUCCGGCCUGGGGUGUCAGGCCAGGAAGCCACCGCGUGGUCAGUGCAAACGGCGCCCAAUCCCUCGCUCCGCCGCUGGGGCUGCGGAAAACUCUGGCCAGGACGAUCCCCGCAGGGAGGUGCGGGGCGCUCAGGCACAGGAGGCCGGCUGCGAGCAGGAAGGGGAAUGGUGAAACGCCCCGAGGGCCCAGUACAGAAAGGAGGGAUUGGCUCUCUCAGGCCGCAAGAUCGCCUCCCGAAAAGGCUAAUUUUUAAUUCAGGUUUAUUUACGAUCAUGAAGGAGAGGCAUGUUGAUUUCUGGUUCUCUGGUGAAAUGUUUUGGAUGAUGGGAUUUAAAAAAAAAAAAAAAGAUAAUAUGUCAUUUAUUAAGCUACUCAUAGGAAAAUAAAUAUUUGGAAAAGACGGCAUUUUUCUCUAGAAGUUCUUACAGAUCCAAAAUCAGAAUCCGGCACGGAGGAAGGCAAAGGCAUUUUUGCACUCGUCGGUGUUUGUUGAAUACCCAAGAGGUCCUGGCCAUUGCUAGGCACUGAGGGUCACGGCAGGUAAGACAGAGCCUCAUUUCUCACGGGACUCGCUGCCCACGGUGGGAGGGAGAUAAAUGCCCGGCCUGGACUAGGAGGAGGAGGAAGGGAUGGCGAAAUUCCUGGAAUAGCUUGCAUAAUUUGACCUGCUUGAACUCUCCAAGGGCUCCCAUUUUGUUCUGAGCUAAAGCCAAGUGUCUCUGUGGCCUUCCGGGCCCCGCCCCGUCUGCCCCCGACCCUUUCCUCUCAGGCCUCCUCUCCUCCCCUCGCGGCUCCCUCCCCCGCACCUACCACACUGGCCAUCUCCCCAGACACGAUCUAGGGGCUUUCGACUCCCGUUCGCUCCGCCUGGGACACCCCUCCCAGACGUGCACUCAGGAAAGCGUCCUCCUUCAGGCCUUUGUCAGCUAUCGCUGUCUCUGUAAGGUCUUCCCCGCACCCCCAGCACACCCCAUGAAGCAUACGGAGGACGGGGUCCAUGGCUGCACUUUGAGAACCGCUGCAUUAGGAUUUCAUGGGAGGCCUGUUAACAUGCAGCUCCCCAGCCUGUCCCCUAGAGAUGCUGUCUUAGUGGCUCUGGAGAAGAAACGAGAGGACACUGCAUUUCCCAAAGCAGCUCAAGUGAUUCUAAUGACGUGGUCCAAGUCCACCCUUUACAAAAAAGAUAAAAAGGGAAGCCAUUGAAUGUUUUCAAAAGGGAAUGACAAGAUGAGACCUGGCCUACAGGGUGGCCUGGGGACCACAGUCCUAAUCUCUAAGAUAUUGUGGGUGUCCAUCAGGGGCCAACUAACAACAUCCUGUGGGCAAAACCCAGCCCUCUACCUGUUUUCUAAUAAAGUUUUAUUAGAACAGCCACACCUAUUCUUUUACAUAAUUGUCUAUGGUUGCUUUUGGGUUAGAAUGGCAGGGUUUAGUAGUUGGGACAGAGACUAUAUGGCUUGCAAAGCAAGAAAAUAUUUCCUUUCUGAAAUUUCAGACAAUUUUGCCAAUCCCUGGUCUAAACCAAGGGCUGGAAAGCAGCGAAAAAGUGAUCAUUAUUUAGAAACGAGAUCAGUUUAAAAUAUUUGCAGGGAAAAGAAAACUGCAUUUGUGAUUGUCACAAUGACUGCGAGUCUCUCUUGCCGUGGGCUGUGAGCGCUGAAGAUGCUAAACCCUGCACAUCCUAUAAGGCAGGGACCAUGCGGCCCCAUGAACUGCCAGCUGAGAAAUGGUGGCCUUAGACCAGACUGAACCUCACGUAUGUAAAAAGGUCUAAGAUCUACUUUUUUUUAAUCCAAAAGAAAUUUUUUUUUUUUUUUUAAAUUGGCUGGUGAGGAAUUACUACACAUUUCCACGUGGGCUGCUUUUCUGUGCUGAUAGGACUCCAUCACCAUCUAAUGAGACUCGCUACGAGCUGAGCCAAGCUCGCACAUGGCCCAGAAUCAGCAGGAUGGAGGAUGGGGCAGCGCCAUUGGUGGCCGACAUCACAUCCAAGUUCCUGUCUCGUCGACUUGUGGGUCGGUGCAAAUUUAUGAGGCCACAGGCCAGGUGAAAACAAUGAACUGGUGCUUCUGGGGUAACAGAUCGGCUGCUGACUACAUGUUACUGGGAAUGGAAGCUGGAGUUUGAAGAAGGCUCCACAAUAUCCGGGGAUGCAGGGCAGUGUGUGUUGGCAGCCUGAACUUGGCCCCACGGUCACUCGGCCCUCACAGGCCGUGGGGCCAGAGAGAUUUAUGGACUCCGAGGAGCGCAUGCGACCGAGGCUGCUCAGCAGAGGCCGUGCAUCGUGAGAUUCCAACUGUCAAAGAGCAUGUGGGGUUUCUUCAGUGGUCCCAGGACACAGCGAUUUCAUCUUUAACACAUCAGUAACUUAGCCUCUGGUUAGUGGAGCUCACUGGGGCAUGACUAAUCAGCGGAUGAAAGUGUCUUUGUGGGGAUUAACUUUAAUGAAAAGAAAAGGGAUAGUUAUUUGGGGAGUUUGAAAUCUUCCAUAAAUCAAAGCGAACACUGACAAAGCAGGUUCAUAAGGUAAGAAUGAAGCCAUUGUGGGAAAAAUUAAGGAACAGCUACUUUUUCUAUAAAUCACAGGUCUGGACUACAAUGGCUGAUGAUUCCAUGGGAACGGGACCAUUUAACUUCUUCAGGUGUAAUGGAGUGAUAUUUGGGGGACGGUCGACUCUCCUUAAGGGAAACCAGAUGUCCCAUGUCCUUAUUAACCCUUUCCCACCGACACGCAAAAUGUCUAGCCAUGGGCUUAUUGAACCUUCGAGGGAGUAAGCUCCACUUAUUCUGGAUCCAGCUUUCAAAGUACAUCUUGAACCCACCCAUCCCCUACCCAAGGGCCCUAUCAUUUAAAGUCCAUCCAGGAAACCAUGGGAAUGACUCCGUGUAGCCAAACGACCAUGUAAAAAGGACAUCUCUGUCCUGCCAAGAGCUUAGGCACCGGACUCGUAAGAAUGAGCCAGAGCUGGACUCCACCGUAACCGAGUGAUUAAAGUCACUCCACCAGUAACAGGUAAAACCGACAUCACGUCCCUCCUGAUGUGACGCACUGAGGACACUUAACUCAUGUUGUGCUCCUGCCCGAAAGCUGUCGCCAGAGCCUGACCAUGAUGAAACUACCGGAGAAACUCAAGUUGAGGGAAAUUCUACUAAAUGACUCACCUGUUCUCUAAAAACUCAAUUUUGCAAAAAACAAAGAGAUUCUGAGGAACUAUUCCGGAUUAAAGGAGACUAGAGAUAGGACAGCUAAAUGCAAUGUGUCAUCCUGGAGUGGAUUCUCAGCAAGACAAAGGUAUUGCUAUAAAUAGCAUUGGGACGAAUGGUGAAAUAUGUGUAUAACCCGUGUUUUGGUAAAAGUACCGUAUCGAUGUUAAAUUUCCUGAAUUUCAUAAUUAUAUAGUAGUUACGUAAGAGACUAUCCUGGUUUCUAAGGGAUAAACAAAUAUUUUGAGGUUGAAGUUCACGAUGUCUGCAACUCAUUCUCAAAAGUUCAGAAAAAAUUACAUAACUUACACCUUGGUGGUAAACCAGAUGCCUUAACAAACAUAGUAAAUGUUAUUAAUGGUAAGAGUGGAAGGGAAUAACACUUCUGGGAGGCAUCGCAAAAAAAAUAAUUACAACUAUCUCGGACAAGGUAGUGUGUGUGUGUACGCGUGUGUGUUUGGGGCAUAUCAUCCUUUUAUCUGAGAUUUAAAAAAAUUCCUGUAUGUAUUCACACUUCACGAAGACUAUUUCUUUCAAAUAAAAAUUAUGUUGGUCUCA
Messenger RNA from Pteropus alecto (black flying fox), 4413 nucleotides. RefSeq lists its product as uncharacterized. NCBI's taxonomy places the organism in Eukaryota, Metazoa, Chordata, Mammalia, Chiroptera, Pteropodidae. The transcript is spliced from 4 exons. The coding region runs from base 1 to 822 and encodes 273 amino acids. The record is from RefSeq and is a predicted model, not a curated record.